UGGAAGGGGGUUAUGUAGCUGAGGGUAGAGGGUGACAUGGACCAUGGUGGGGUCGGGUGGCAAGAGAUAAGGCUGGAUGGAGCAGGAGCGCCUGGUGCUCAGGACAUUCCGGCCAUCUGAAGAAGUGUGGCCUUUAGUCCUAAGAGCCAGAGAAGCCCUGAGCAGGUGGAAGCAAAGGAGUCCUGUGACCCGAUCUGAGUUCUAGGAGAAUGAGUGGAGCUGGUGUGGGCAAUAUAUUGGAGGGACAAGACUGCAGUCCAGUAAGGAGGCUGCCGGAGACCUCCCAGGGAAAGAUGGGGAUUCGUUCACCUUUUUCUCCAAGGCUAUAAUGUAUACAGAUUCCCUUCUGUUGACUGUGACAAGACCUCCUGAACUGCCAGAAAUUUUCACCGGAGAUCUUUAGAGAAGAAUACACGAAAUGUGUCUGGAGUUAAUCUUCAACCAUUGGGAAGAAAGAAUAUACAAUGUUUCUUUUUUAUUAUGAAUUUUUUAAGUCUUCACUCCUGCCAGUGUCAGGGAAAUAAUUGCGCUACAUCUAACAGAUCCUUCAACUAUGGUGAAAGGGGAAGCCAUCUCUCCCUUGAAGGAUGGAUGGAUAGAUGGAUCGAUGGAGAGACGCUGGGAUUUCAAGCGAUGAGUGAGUUUUAAAGAAAGAUUUUACCUCUGAGACAAGCCGGCUUUCCCACCCACAAUAAGCGGGUGCUCCUGUCUGCUUCUCUCUUUAUUUUAGCAAGCCAUGUUUUGACAAUUCGUGGAAAAAAAAAAAAAAAAAGUCUGUCUAGGGCAAAUUGAGCUGCUGAAGCAAUAAACAUUUAGACACAUAAUGUGAAUUGAGUUAUUGUUCUUGGUAGGGAUAUUCUCUGAGUUUCUCUUUUUUGGAAAGAGAAAGUGUCAGCCUGUUUCCCUCCCCCGGGUCUCUUGAAAUGGAAGUCUCCUUUCCCCGUAGUUGUUGCGAAUCCUUGACAAUAGCCCCAAGACUAGGUUAUCUCGCAGGAACUUCCAUUUCCAAAGAGUUGAGGGAGAUAAAGACUCAAAACAAUUGGACGACGUCGAGGGCUAAGAGCUGCAUCUUCAGGCCAGUUCAGCCCAGGUGGCCUCUCUGGGCGGCCCACAGGAUGACGGAGGGCCGUCGAUGUCAAGUACAUCUUCUUGAUGACAGGAAGCUGGAACUGCUAGUACAGCCCAAGCUUUUGGCCAAGGAGCUGCUGGACCUCGUGGCCUCUCACUUCAAUCUGAAGGAAAAGGAAUACUUUGGAAUAGCCUUCACAGAUGAGACGGGACACUUAAACUGGCUUCAACUAGACCGAAGAGUAUUGGAACAUGAGUUCCCCAAAAAGUCCGGACCGGUUGUUUUAUACUUUUGUGUCAGGUUCUAUAUAGAAAGCAUCUCAUACCUGAAGGACAAUGCUACCAUCGAGCUCUUCUUUCUGAAUGCUAAGUCCUGUAUCUACAAGGAGCUGAUCGACGUUGACAGUGAAGUGGUAUUUGAAUUGGCCUCCUAUAUUUUACAGGAGGCAAAGGGAGAUUUUUCUAGCAAUGAGGUGGUGAGGAGUGACUUGAAGAAGUUGCCUGCGCUUCCCACUCAAGCCCUGAAGGAGCACCCUUCCCUGGCCUACUGCGAGGAUCGAGUAAUUGAACACUACAAGAAACUGAACGGCCAGACCAGAGGUCAAGCAAUUGUAAACUACAUGAGCAUCGUGGAGUCUCUCCCGACCUACGGGGUUCACUAUUAUGCAGUGAAGGACAAGCAGGGGAUACCGUGGUGGCUGGGACUGAGCUACAAAGGAAUCUUCCAGUAUGACUACCACGAUAAAGUGAAGCCGCGGAAGAUAUUCCAAUGGAGACAGUUGGAAAACCUGUAUUUCAGAGAGAAGAAGUUUUCCGUGGAAGUUCAUGACCCCCGCAGACCCCAGGGGCAUCUCAGUAAAAGCGGUCAGUCACUGGAGUCCCGCAUCAUCACCAUGGUUGAACCUUGUGAUUCCUGCCAUCCUAGGGCUUCAGUGACAAGGAGGACAUUUGGACACAGCGGCAUUGCAGUGCAUACGUGGUAUGCGUGUCCGGCUUUGAUCAAGUCCAUUUGGGCUAUGGCCAUUAGCCAACACCAGUUCUAUCUGGACAGAAAGCAGAGUAAGUCUAAAAUCCAUGCCGCACGAAGCCUGAGUGAGAUCGCCAUUGACCUGACCGAGACGGGCACACUGAAGACCUCCAAGUUGGCCAACAUGGGGAGCAAGGGGAAGAUCAUCAGUGGCAGCAGCGGGAGCCUCCUGUCGUCAGGUUCUCAGGAAUCCGAUAGCUCUCAGUCGGCCAAGAAAGACAUGCUGGCCGCCUUGAAAUCCAGGCAGGAAGCGCUGGAGGAAACGCUCCGCCAGCGCCUAGAGGAACUGAAGAAACUCUGUCUUCGAGAAGCUGAGCUGACAGGCAAGCUGCCGGUUGAAUAUCCCUUGGAUCCAGGGGAGGAACCACCCAUUGUUCGAAGAAGAAUCGGGACAGCCUUCAAGCUGGAUGAACAGAAAAUUCUGCCCAAAGGAGAGGAAGCCGAGCUGGAACGCCUGGAACGAGAGUUCGCCAUUCAAUCCCAGAUUACGGAGGCUGCCCGCCGCCUCGCCAGUGACCCCAAUGUCAGCAAAAAACUGAAGAAACAAAGGAAAACCUCUUAUCUGAAUGCACUGAAGAAGCUGCAGGAGAUUGAAAAUGCCAUCAACGAGAACCGCAUUAAGUCCGGGAAGAAACCCACGCAGAGGGCUUCCCUGAUCAUCGCCGAUGGAAAUAUUGCCAGUGAAGACAGUUCCCUCUCAGAUGCCCUUGUGCUAGAGGAUGAAGACUCUCAGGUCACCAGCACACUGUCCCCCUUACAGUCUCCUCACAAGGGACUCCCUCCUCGGCCACCGUCACACAACAGGCCCCCCCCUCCCCAGUCCCUGGAGGGACUCCGGCAGAUGCACUAUCACCGCAACGACUAUGACAAGUCCCCUAUAAAGCCCAAAAUGUGGAGCGAGUCCUCUUUGGAUGAGCCUUACGAGAAGGUCAAGAAACGCUCCUCCCACGGCCAUUCCAGCACCCACAAGCGCUUUCCCAGUACCGGGAGCUGUGCCGAAGCUGGAGGGGGCAGCAGCUCCCUGCAGAACAGCCCCAUCCGCAGCCUGCCCCACUGGAACUCACAGUCCAGCAUGCCGUCCACCCCAGACCUCCGGGUCCGGAGUCCCCACUACGUUCAUUCCACAAGGUCGGUGGACCUCAGCCCCACGCGGCUGCACAGCCUCGCCCUGCACUUUAGGCACCGGAGCUCUAGCUUGGAGUCCCAGGGCAAGCUCCUGGGCUCGGAGAACGACACGGGGAGCCCCGACUUCUACACCCCACGGACUCGUAGCAGCAACGGCUCCGACCCCAUGGACGACUGCUCCUCCUGCACCAGCCACUCGAGCUCGGAGCACUACUACCCGGCGCAGAUGAACGCCAACUACUCCACGCUGGCCGAGGACUCGCCGUCGAAGGCGCGCGCGCGGCAGCGGCAGCGGCAGCGGGCGGCGGGCGCGCUGGGCGCGGCGAACUCGGGCAGCAUGCCCAACCUGGCGGCGCGCGGCGGCGGCGCGCACGGCGGCGGCGGCGGCGCGCACGGCGUCUACCUGCACAGCCAGAGCCAGCCGAGCUCGCAGUACCGCAUCAAGGAGUACCCGCUGUACAUCGAGGGCAGCGCCACGCCCGUGGUGGUGCGCAGCCUGGAGAGCGACCAGGAGGGCCACUACAGCGUCAAGGCGCAGUUCAAGACCUCCAACUCGUACACGGCGGGCGGCCUGUUCAGGGAGAGCUGGCGCGGUGGCGACGAGGGCGACGCGGGCCGCCUGACGCCGUCGCGCUCGCAGAUCCUGCGGACUCCGUCGCUGGGCCGAGAGGGCGCCCACGACAAGGGCGCGGGCCGCGCCGCCGUCUCGGACGAGCUGCGCCAGUGGUACCAGCGCUCCACGGCCUCGCACAAGGAGCACAGCCGCCUGUCGCACACCAGCUCCACCUCCUCGGACAGCGGCUCCCAGUACAGCACCUCCUCCCAGAGCACCUUCGUGGCGCACAGCAGGGUCACCAGGAUGCCCCAGAUGUGCAAGGCCACGUCAGCUGCCUUACCUCAAAGCCAGAGAAGCUCAACGCCAUCAAGUGAAAUUGGAGCGACGCCCCCAAGCAGCCCCCACCACAUCCUAACCUGGCAGACUGGGAGCUACACCGACAGCUGUUUCCUGGACUCCUCCCUCUAUCCCGAACUAGCCGACGUCCAGUGGUACGGGCAGGAGCAAGCCAAGCCCGGCACCCUCGUGUGAGCCAGCCGGCCUCGAUCUGACCGCCUCAACGCCAUUCAGAGAUCACCUCACUGCCUCUCAUUUGCCUUACCCAGACGCACUGUCACCCCGCACCAGCUUCGGCCCUCAGCACUUUUUUUCCUCCCGUCUCCGCAUCCCCUUCACCCUCAAAAACCUGACUGAGGAGACAUUCUGGAAGGUUCCGGUCCCACUGUGUGUCCCCCUGGCGCUCUCGCCCACGGAGAGCCAGGCACCAAUCCUCAGCGGCACCUUGGUGGCUUCCCCCUGCCGUGACAGCCCCCAGGCCAGGACCCAUCAGGGAAGGUGGCGGACAUCCAGUUCCCGUGGACAAGCGGCAGGAGAACAGGAAAGGGGACUUACGUACAGGGUGAUCCCGAAGGACUGUCCGCUGUGGCCGGCCUGCGCCCCCCCUCGCGGGCCCACCGCGUGCUCGGUGAGGAGGACGCCUCGUGCGCGCGCGGAGAACACUCAGUUGACACUUGACAUGUUCCCUGGGGGCGUGGCUAUCGGGGGAGGGGAAGGAGAUUGAAAAAGGAAGCUUCACGUGUCCAAGAUGCAUCCGAGGAUCACAAUCAGUUCUACGCUGCCAAAGAUUAAAAAAAAAAAAAAAAUUAAAAUAAAAAAAGAGGGGCCAAGAGGAAGACAUUCUUUCUGCAAUGAAAUCUUUUAAAUUCUUAACUGCUACUAACUCAUCACAGUGAAAAGUCAACCAUUUGUAAAUUGUUUCCCCUCUUUAUCCCUCACCCUUAACGGCCCACCUUCUCUCUCAGGCCAGAGCCUGGAAAACUAACCCGGUAUGAUGGUCAAGUGGAGGGAGCCAGAGCAGCGCCGCGGGCUCGGGUCCCCGGGGGUGUGCACACGGAGGACAGGCCUGCGGGCAGGGAGCAGGGGGGCGCCGUCAGCCCGGUCUGCACGGGGGUCGGGUCCAAGCUCACCGCCUUCCUGCUGGGAUCUGGAGGAAACGGAAGGUGGGGAUUGCCAAAAGCGCUUCUCUCUCAUUAAAACAAGCAGUAAAAGCGUGUCCUCUUGUUUUGCACAAGGUGUUUGAUUUUAUUUUUCAUGGGAAACCAAGGGAAAAAGCACAUCACGAUCCAUUCGAGUGUUUAACUGUUGUGGCUCAUUUUAUACUUGUUAGCACUUGUGUGACAAAGAGCUCAGACCCGACUUCUCUCGGCACCCGGUUACCAAUGUGUCACUUAUUCCAAGAACCCAACUAUGCCCUUAGGUAGGAAGAGUUGACUCCCGUGUCUACUAGCUAGCAGGCGGAGCGGGGCUGAAGGGCACGCCAGCUCCCAGAGGGCCCGGAUGCCUCCGGCGUCGGCAGCUACCUUGACGUACCACAGUCGUCCGCAGAAACCCAGAGGGGAGGAAAGAGCCGCACGUUUACAUGUGUCUUGAGCUAUGCUUAAGACACAACUGGAAAGCCAUCUAUCUUCAAAGGCCUCAAAAAUACUUUUAUAAUCCUAACAAGCGCACACUCUUAGUUGGGUUAUUCAAAAUGGCACAAACACGGUCUCCACGGAGGUGGGACGCUGUGCUUAUUGGCGCAAGUGGGGGGUGGGCGGGGGGAGGGACAGUUUUUCUCACUUGUAACGACUUCCUAUUGGAAAGGCAUUUGACAGCCAGGGACAGGAGCUGGGGUGGGGUAGUUUUGGGGGAAAGCAGAACCACAGUUAGCUUUAGCGUAAAAAGAAAAAUCUUCGGUUUUUUUACGUAUGCGUAAUCCAAGAACAAGACUCUACCAGACCAGGAGGGAAGAUGGACCCUAAAGUAAGUUUAACAACGCUCCCUCUAUUGCAGCUUGGGAAGCGCUGUGGGCUCACGGCCUGCUGGGGCCACUCCGGACAAUUCAGGGCCUGCUUUCCCCAGGCCUGUGGGCACUGGAUUGGUGACACAGCUUGGGGGAAGGGGCGAACAUUCACAGAACACUUGGGUAAACCCUGCAGGAUAGACAAAACUGGUUCUAAUGUUAUUACCCGAUCCUGGGGACGGAGGGGUGGUAUUUUUGUUGCUGGUAUUUUGACGAUCAGAGCUACGGCCAACAGGUUUUUUUUCCCUUCCCCAUUCAGAACGUUAUACCCUGGGCCAUUUUUCUUUCACCCCAAAGACACACUGGCUAAUCAGACUGAACCGUGUGCGACAGGAAAAGUGCAGAGAAACAAGAGGAGGGGACGAGGUCACGUGGCUGCAGGUUACACAGCAUGUCCCGUAGUUUCAAGUCGAGGCUGCAGUCCCCCCCCCCCCCACCACCACCACCCCGGAUCACGCUUUUAGCCCAGCUGGGUGACAGGGAAUGUGAGACGAAAAAUCUUUCUCAACACUUGGGUUUUGAAUUCAGGAGGCAGAAAAGAACGGAGAGGGAGGGGAAUUGCAGUUCAGACAAAGGCCACGAUAGUCUGGUAGGAAAGAGAUGAAGUAAAACAGGUUUUACUGUUGAGCUGCUGAGUUCGGUUACUACAAAUGUACAUAACGUUAGUCCUUUGAGAGCCACGGGAUUAAGGAUCAGUGUGGUGGGGAACAGCAGUUAACUGUAAACAAGCGCUUGCAAGCUCUUCACAGAUCCGUCUUUCUUUCAAGCAAAAUAAGACGGAAUAUGAAGCCCCUGGUCUGAUAAAAAGCCCCUACUGGAUUCUUUGGAUACAUGUAAGAAGUUGCCUGUUUAGCCUGAAGACUGGUGGGGACCCUUACAUCAGACUUUGUUGUGAGACAGGUGGAUUUUUUUUAUUAUACGCAGGUGAGUGUUGAAACUGUUAAAAUCCCAAUUCGUUUUCAUUCAGUGUUAGUUCUAAAUAGAGCAGACCCCCUCCAGGUGCUAUCAGAUGACCAGUUACUGCUUAGUUAACUAGGUGUAAAGUUUUACAUAUACAUUCAUGUCAAUAGUUAUCACACGUUGUGUAAAAUGGACUCUAGUUUAAUAAUGGGGAGAAAGGAUUAGGUUGCUCCUGAAACUGACUGUAGAGCAUGGAAAAUGAUUUUACUGGAUUCUGUUCAACUGUAAUCAAUGAAAAGGAUGUAUGUUGUAGACAAAGUUGCAGAAUUAAAAAGAAAUCUGCUUUUAAUUUAUUCUUUUUGUAUUAAGAAUUUGUAUAGUACCUUUACAUUUUGCAAAACAGUGUUGUCAACACUUAUUAAAGCAUUUUCAAAAUGAAAAGAUCUCAGCUGCCUCUUGGAGAUUUUGUUUCAUCGGCUCUGGAAAUCUCUAAUUCGGGCGCCGGCGGCCUUGCUGGACUCCUUUUUUAAAGUCCAUCGAAAGCUGAUCUUACUGGCUUGCCAGAUACAGAUAAGCUCAGUUUGUGUAGUCAAGGCUAAUUCUCCCUUACUCUAAUUGCCUUGUUAAUUAUACAAAGAGAACACAUUCUCUACUAUGUAUUCCUGCCACAAAAAGGGAUCUGAGGUUAGAGGUCAGUCUUUGUCGGGACACUGGUGGUUACAAAUAGUUACCUGUAUGCAGUCCAUGCCAGGCGUGGGUCCCGUUCCCACACAGCGGAACGUGGUGGAAGAGACACUGAGGGAAUGGGGGCUUCGGAGGCCAUCCUUGGGCUCUCCGCCCCCAUGAGGUCCCCCGGGGUCUGUGCAGGAGGCCAAAGGCCCAUCAGGGAGACGGCAGGAUGCUCAUGCUCCUCAGCAGCCCUGUGCUCACCCUACCACUCAAACCCUGUCCCCCACCACCUGAAUCACAUCACCCACACAGCAGCCGGCGAGGCCCGCGGGCACCAAAGCCCCCACUUAACGACAAGACGGCGACUGGCCUACUUUUGCAGAGACUGCGCUGGAGCUGCGUCCCCGGCCCCCUGGCCCAACAGGCAUCUCUUCGCUAGCGGGAGCCCAGAAGCCCGGAAGCCAAGAACAUCCCCCGGAUGGAAAGCCCUUGCUGAAGCAUCUGCCACUAGAGCGAGCUAACCCCUGCCCAAAAUGAAAACAAUCCACAAGAGAACACGAAGCAUGUCGGAAGUGAGCUCGUUAGGACAUUUUACACUUCUAAGCCCUUGAAAGCCACCAGUGGCUCUGUAUCUCAAAAUAAUCAGCGCUCAUGUCAAACAGAGAUCUUUUGUCUUUUCAGUGUAAACAUGUCACAGCUCAGGAGAUAAAUCCAGGAUCUGCUCAUUAAGCUCUGACGAUCUCAUGAAGGCAACACAGGAAGACACUGCUUUCCCACUUCUCUCCACCUUUUACGGCGCGCGUAGACGCGCGCACACACAGCGCUGACAAAGCAGUUCUACACAGCUGUUAUUUCUGUUACCAGAGAACACAAACACCCAGAAGUCCAGCAGAAAGUAGUAAACAGAGCCCAGGCCUCUUGCUGCUUUCUCCCAGAGUACCAGUUCCAAACAGCCCAUCCGUAAGACCCUCCAUAAGGCGAGCGCCAGAUAGCCACUGGCAGGGGCUGGCGAGCAGUCAUGCACUGCACGUCUGGGGAGGAGCCCAGGCUCCAGAAGCCUACACGCACACAGAUUAGACACGGACCCACAACCACAGCGUAAGGGCAAACAAAGUCGCCAACAUUAAACAGAAGGAAAAGAUUCCAAAGGAGUCCAAAGGGGACGAAAUCCCCAAGUGUCUUAAACGGGAUCUCACUGCUAAGCUUGUCCACGGAGCCAGACGCUGGGAGUCACGGCCGCCAAGAGGGCAAGAACCUCCUGCAUUACACCCUCUUUGCUGUGCACAAAGUCUCCCCCGGGGCACAGCCACUGUCCCCUCAGACAGGAGCUGAGGGGCCUGCAGUGCAGGGGUCUAAACAGCGAGCAGACAGAGCCCACACAUUUACAAUUGUACAAGAUUUCUUUUAUCAGAAACCCAUUUUUCUCCCCAUCAACUGCUGUCCCUACAUACGAGUAGGUUCCUUUUGUUUUUCAUUCAUUCGUUUUCUGUCAAACCCACUCCAGGCCUGCUUUUGUUCCCCUACUCUUCCAAAACCGCUGCUGUCAAGGUGAAGGACUCGCACAGCGCCACAGUGGUUAACUCUCUGUUCUCAGCUCAUGUGACUUACCAGCAACACAGCCCCAUGGACCCCCUCGGGUCCUGCACCGGAAGGCCAGGAUGCGACGCCCUCCAGGGUUUGCUGCUCACGACGGUUGGGGCCCUUCUUUCCAGCCUCCUUGGCGGUUCUCCUCUCCCCGGCGCCCGGGCAUCGGCGUGUCCCAGCUCUGUGCUCGAGCUCCCCCCCUCUAUCGUCCACCACGCCUCCGGUAGCUCUCCCUUGGCCUCAGGGUUUUCAGUGUCAUCUAGGGGCUGAAGACACCUGUCUUGAUCCCUGCAUUCCUGAGCUUGUACCUCUUCCCACCUGGCAACCUGUCCCCCGCAGGUCUAACAUGCUAACAUGGCCAGAGUGGAGGUUCUGAGCCUCCCCUCGGAAUCUGCUCCCUCACCACCUUCCUCAGCUCAGCUGCAGGCCCUACAGCCGUCCAGGGUCAGGCCAGAAGUCCUGGGAUCGUCCCACCAUCUUGCCAACCCCACUGGAUGAUCACCUAAUCA
Zalophus californianus (California sea lion) is the source of this 9779-nucleotide messenger RNA. It is a transcript of the gene FRMD4A, whose product is annotated as FERM domain containing 4A. The transcript has 24 exons. Gene Ontology annotation, molecular function: cytoskeletal protein binding. The coding region runs from base 924 to 4307 and encodes 1127 amino acids. Gene Ontology annotation, cellular component: adherens junction; bicellular tight junction; cytoskeleton. The record is from RefSeq and is a predicted model, not a curated record. Gene Ontology annotation, biological process: establishment of epithelial cell polarity. NCBI's taxonomy places the organism in Eukaryota, Metazoa, Chordata, Mammalia, Carnivora, Otariidae.